CCAUCCACGCGUCCAGCAGCUGUGGCGCAUCCGCCUCCUAUAAGCUCGAAGUGGGGGAUGUUGCCGCAUCCCUCCCCCGCUCGCCACCGACCCACGUCCAUCAACCAUCGAGGAGAGCAGCGCGACGGCCGGAAGGAGAGGAAUCGACCGAGAGAGGGCGAAAGUUCAAUUGACAUGGCUUCUGAAUCCGAGAAUGGCAACUGUGAUGCUUGGGCAGCAAGAGAUCCGUCUGGAGUUCUCUCACCAUACAAGUUUAACCGCAGAGGAGUGCAAAGUGGUGAUGUUUCAUUGAAGAUCACACACUGUGGAGUCUGUUAUGCUGAUGUUAUUUGGACUCAAAAUAAGCACAAUGAUUCAAUGUACCCUUUGGUUCCUGGGCAUGAGAUAGCUGGAGUUGUAACUGAUGUUGGUUCAGACGUCAAGGUUUUUAAAGUAGGUGACCAUGUAGGUGUCGGAACAUAUGUGAACUCAUGCCAAGGUUGUGAGAACUGCAAUAGCUCUCUAGAGAACCACUGCCCAAAAUCAGUUCUUACUUUCAACAGCAUUGAUACAGAUGGCACUGUCACAAAGGGGGGAUAUUCCACUCACAUUGUAGUCCAUGAGAGGUACUGCUUUAAAAUACCAUAUGGCUACCCUUUGGAAAAGGCAGCACCACUACUGUGCGCCGGAAUUACUGUAUACACUCCCAUGAUGCGACACAACAUGAACCAACCUGGAAAGUCACUUGGGGUCAUUGGACUUGGUGGGCUGGGUCACAUGGCAGUGAAAUUUGGUAAAGCCUUUGGGCUUAAUGUCACUGUUUUCAGUACAAGUGAAUCAAAGAGACAUCAAGCCAUCAACCUCCUUCGAGCAGACAACUUUGUGAUAUCAUCAAACACGCAGCAGAUGGAGUCCCUCAAAAACUCCCUGCACUUCAUUGUUGACACUGCUUCCGGUGACCAUCCAUUUGAUCCCUAUCUUUCACUCCUUAAGGUUGGUGGUGUGAUGGCAAUAGUGUGCUUUCCAAGUGAGAUCAAAAUGCAUCCUGCAAGCCUUAAUCUUGGUGCACGAACCCUAUCUGGUAGUAUUGUUGGAGGUACAAAGAACAUACAAGAAAUGAUCAACUUCUGUGCAGCGAACAAAAUCUAUCCUGAGAUUGAGAUCAUCAAGAUGGAUUAUAUCAACGAGGCUCUCCAAAGGCUUGUUAAUCGUGAUGUGAAAUACCGCUUUGUAAUCGACAUUGAGAACUCUUUCAAGUAGCAUGCCAUUUCUCAUUUUCAUGAUCUCUUUGUCGAUGUAAGAGAGCAAGCAAAAAUGUGGGUCAUGUCAAAUAGACUCGAUGUAAUGCUGCACUACAGUUAUAUGAUUCCUUGUGUAGUUGUGUGUGCUGUGCGGCUAUUUGAAUCCCUAUGUAACUUUGCAGUUGACUUGGUGUGAUAUCAUGAUACUGUUGAACAAUAAAUAGAAGUUAUUUUCAUAUCA
Phragmites australis (common reed) is the source of this 1461-nucleotide messenger RNA. Its product is annotated as probable cinnamyl alcohol dehydrogenase 1. The coding region runs from base 58 to 1239 and encodes 393 amino acids. The transcript is spliced from 7 exons. NCBI's taxonomy places the organism in Eukaryota, Viridiplantae, Streptophyta, Magnoliopsida, Poales, Poaceae. Gene Ontology annotation, molecular function: zinc ion binding; oxidoreductase activity, acting on the CH-OH group of donors, NAD or NADP as acceptor. The record is from RefSeq and is a predicted model, not a curated record.